AAGUUAUUUAUAUUUUAUUUUUGUUAUUUUUGUAAUUUUAUAUUUACGAUUCCUUUUUAAUAUUUUAUUUUACAAUUUUUAUAGUUUAAUAAAUACUUAAUCAACUAUUUUAGAUUCAGUAUCUAUCGAUUUUCAAUUAUUAAUUUGUUUAUAUCAUUAUUUUAAAUAAAAUAAAAUUGUAAAUAUAAAAAAAUUAUAAUUUUUUAAAAACUUUUUUAUAUAAUUUUUUUAUAUAUCAUAUAUCUAUCAGUUAUUAUAUAUAUCAUAUAUAUUAUUAUAUAUAUUAUUGUGCAUACUAUUUUAAAUUAUUGAUUACAAUGUCAAUUAUAUUUACAAUUUUAUAUAAAAUAUCUAUAAUAUUAUUAAAUAAAUUUAUUAAAAAAGAUUUAUUUAAAUAUUAUUUUAAUUAUUUUAAUAUUUUAAUAAACAAAUUAAAAAUUUAAAUAUUUACUGUUUACAAAUAUUUGUAAACUUUAUAUUUGUAAACUUUAUAUAACUUUAUAUAUCCAAUAGAAACUUGUAUUGCAUAUAUAUCAUUAAUAUAUUUCAUAUUAAAAUUGAAAGUUUAAUCAUGAAAGUGAAAUUCAUAUGUUAUUAAUAAAUACAAUUAAAAUUCUUAUUAGAAUGUACAUAUUGACCACAUUUUGUACAAAUCGAUUGAUUUUACUAUAACUAUAAGCGCUAAUGAAAUUAUUAAGUACAUUUUUUUUUUGUUACUUUCAAUUUAAUAUUAUUUAAAUAUAAAUUUAAAUAUACUAUACUUAUUAUUUAUCUUAUUUCUGUCAUUUAUAAAAUAUAAUACAUGUAAUACAUUUCUUAUUUGAAAAAGUGUUAUUUAUAUUUUAUUAAAUUGCAGUUUUUUCUAAAUAUUUUUUAUAAAUUUGAAUCAGAUAAAAAUAACAUUAUAAAAAAUAAUAUUAUAUUUUACUUGUAUAUUUUUUUAGAAAAUAUUAAUAUUAAUAUUUAAUCAUUUUAUCUAAAAUUGAUAAGAUUUAACAUAAAUAUAAUUAAUUUGCUAUCAAUUCAUAAUUGAUCAAUACCGAAGUAAUAAUAAUAUGAUUAAAAUUAAAUAAAAAUUAUUCCAACAUUAACUAUAGGUCGAAGGGCUAGCUAUAGGUCGACGAAAGAAGCGAGUAAAGUUGUGCGCCAUCAUCGUACAUCGAGCAUCGGACCGUAGUGUGAUACGGGGAUGGAGGCCGCGCGAGCAGGCAAACGACUCGAGCGAACAGAGUCGAGGAUCGAGAACCAACCGACAACUCAGGAAGGCAGUGCACGCCCGACUGCCGACACGAGCGGAUGGCGUACGUUGUCGUUCGUGCCACGAUUACCUCGUGAUUUUUCUUUCUGUCAGAUACGGUCACCGUCAUCGAUCUUGUGACGAGUCGCACAGUAUUUUCAGUCAUCUAUUGCGACUUCACACAGUCGGAGACUUCAGGUUUGUUAGUGACAUUGCGUGCCGCGUUUCGAUCUCGAGAUAGAAAGAACAAGAAAAAUAAUAAAAGGAAAUAAAGAAACAAAGAAGACGAAAGAUAUUUGUUUUCCUUCGAUAUUCGUUUCUAUCGGAUUUCAUCAUCGUUUUGUUUUUGUCAUCUACGGACAUAUCGCAUACCGCGCACGUAACCUUUUAACCACGUGUGUGCGCACGCACGCACGAUUUCAACGACGCACUUACACGUUAUCAGGUCUGGGCGCUGGCGUAUGGGGCGCCCUCCAAAAGUCGCGCAUGCAACCCUACCGGAGCCCGCUGACGUUGGUUACCAUAGUAGCGCGCGUGCCGAUCAGCUGAUCGUUGGGAUCCGAGCGUGUUCGACCGUCGGCAGUCGGCCAGCAGCGGCUCCGUCCAUUCGUUUUAUGCGUUAUCUUCCCAAACGUUCGCGCAACUUGAUCGCCUUUCGCGUCGUGAUUUAGUGAUGAAAAUAACUAACUAUUUCGCUAACAUCUGACAACGCAGAUUCCGAAGAAAAAUUAAGAAAUAAAAUAAAUUGAAUAGAAAAUUGAUUUUACUCACCGCUUGUAUUAUCCACCUAUUUGUUUUUAUCGAUGUUCGAAGGAUACAUUGUUACAGUUUAUUACUCAAUCAAUCGAUACAUGUUCAGAUGAUGGAGUCAAACACGAUUUUGGAUAAAUAAGUGUUGAACAAAGUGUAUUAUUUCAAUAAUCCAUGGUAUGUGUAUAUUUGUGAUAAAAAAAAAGAUCAAUAGCAUUUUUGUUAAUCGUUGUGCACAGAUUGAGAUCGAGACACAUUAUAAUAUAUGACUAUUAAGAUUUUGUGAUUUACAUCACGUAUUUUAAAUACAACCGUCCGAAAUGAAAUUUAAUGGAAAUAUAUGGAUAGUGGAUUUAAAUAUUUAUUAUCAUGCUCUUUUGUUGUAAAAUAUCUCGAAUGAAAUAUCGAACCAUUUUUGUUGUCAAAUACUUACGAGAUAAAUUAUAUUGAAUACAAAAAGCAAUAUUAUUAAUAGUAAAUAAAAGAUGGUGGAUAAAUAAUAUAAGAAUAUAUACAAUUUUUCGAAACAACAUUUUAAUACCAUCAGAUGAUUUUACGAAUACGAUUGACAUUUGGUGAUCAUUUAUGACAUGGUACAAAAUAAACGAAGCAAACUUACGAAAAAACGAUUACUCAUUGAAAUAAAUAUAUUACGAAAUUAUAAAGAAUAUUUUAUAUUCAUUGUUUAUUGUACCGGUUAAUUUGCAAACGAAACAAAAUUUGAUUGCUCAAAUUAAAUCGAUUGUAUCUUAGGAUACACUUGCACUGUGAAGAUGAAACAUAAUCGUUCCAAAUCGAUUGAUCAAAAGAUGAUGUCAUAGCGUGUCUUCGAAAAAAUAUCGAUAUAUCGAUAUUGUUUCGUGUCAGAUGUCGCUAGACUAUCGCGAUGGCCGCGGAAUCUUCGUCAGUACGAAAUCGCGACAAAAGAACGAAUUGUGAAUUAAAAAAUAGUGAUCGUAGUGAUUGAUAGUUUUUGUUGAAAUAAAAUUUGAACUUGUUUGGUAACGGGUUAUCGCAGGAUGUGAAUGUUUCUUUGUUAUGAACAUAUUUUGACAAUCGUUUGUACCUGUGACGAAUCAAUCGUGCGUACCUUGACUGCAUUAAUCAGACUUUUUGUGAAUAUGUGAAGUGACUGAGCUUUUUUUUUGUUGAACAUUCGUCAAAAGUGAUUUUUAUUUUGCUUGUCGUGAUCGCAAUUACAUUAUUAUGUACCGAUCGCAACAAUGACAGUUCGAGAUAUUUUCUCGUUCACACGGAAAUUCUGUGAUAGCCAAUGCCAGCAACGCCAUUACUUGGAUUAAGUCAAGUGUGAGGAGAACGCCGUUCCUGAAAUCAUCUUGAUAGAAAACUUGGUGACGUACGCCGAACGGGCCAGUAUUCAUGCCAGUAUGCCAAUCAGAUGCCAGUAGAGAGCCAGUAUCUGUAUCUGUCGCCACCGAUAGCCAAUUAAUAAGUUACUUAGAUAGUUAAAUUAAUAGGCAAUACAAAAGGAAAAAAAAAAAGGAAAAAGAAAAAGAAAAAAAAACGUCAACGUUUUUUUGAAUAAUUGUUGUUAGAAGGCGUCGUUCAAUAAGCGUGACAGAUAUAUCACGUGUAUUAAUCAUACACGUAUCCACAUAUAUCGAUAUAUAAAUAUAAUUAUACGUAAAAAAAAAUAUAUAUAUAUAUACAUACAUAUAUAUAUAAUAUAAUCGAGAGGAGCGAUAAGUGUCGGAAUCGUGCGAGCAAUUAUUUUUCACAUCGUACUUUUUUUUCUCUCUCUCCCCCAUCCCCUCCCCCGCCCUCUCUCCUUCGACCAUAAUUUUCUCCGCUCGGUUGAUCGGUUUUCUUUUUUUGAAUUUAUCGGUGACCGCGUAUGAUUCCCUGCGGAGAGUAUAUUCAUAAGAUUGGACAGAGAGUGCAAUCGAGUUGUGAUUAUCGAAGUGGACUGACCGAUCGAUUUCUCGGCUGUGAAGUGAAUUAAUAUCCCAGGAAAACGAUUGAAAACGGAGAAAGGAAGUGAACAGCGAGUACACGGGCGAGCAACGGGUGGCUGGAAACGGUGACUUACAUCGAGAGCGCCAACCUGCAAUCAAGGUUCAUGGUUUUCAUGGAUGAGAGCGAGCUCUCGAGCAAGCGGUGGGCCAGCGCGCCCCGCCGCCCGGACAGCCCCUGCGUCCUGGGGGCACCAACGUCUAGGGAGGCGGCGGGACCGCCGGUGCAGCUGGAACCAGUGGAUCUGUCCGUGAAAACUCCCGUGGUGUUGCAGGUGCCCCGGUACAGUCCAGCGGCUAUAAUUACCGCCACGGCUAGAAGAAUCCCUUCACCUUCCACGACGCCUACGCCACCGCCGCUCUCCGCAUCUACCGGUGAGUCUCUCAGCAACGCUUUAAUUCUCGAAUUUAAUCUCGCAGGAAGUGUGUCGCCGCCUUUGCCGCCUGUGGUCGAAACAGCGUGGGACAGAAACCGGGAACGUGAGCGCGAGAGGGUGCGAGAGAGGAGCACGGAGAACGAGCACAGGCAGCUAGACAGAGAAUCGGGGAUAAGGGAGAGGGAGACGAGGGAUCGGGAGAAGGAGCGGGAUCGCGACAGGGAGAGGCAAAGGGACAGGGAUAGAGAGCGGGACGUGUCGGUCCGCAUGAUGGAACCGCUCGAUCCCGUCUUCGUCUCCCCCUCGGCGGCCCUCCUCGCGUUGCAGAGGAUAAAGGAAACGUCCCUGCGAGAAACCGUAUCAGUGCACAUGGGAGGGUUGCACGUGGAAAUUCGCACGUUCCGACGAAUUAACGCGGCACUAUCGCAAGCACACGGGCCAGAAGCCGUUCAAGUGCCAUCUUUGCCAACGAUCGUUCUCGCGGAGCGACCACUUAUCGCUUCACAUGAAAAGGCACUGAUAAAGAGGACCGUCUUAGCCCAUGGAAGGAAAAAAAAAAAAAAAAGAACUGGAACGAGGGAGGAAGGAAGGAAGAAGAAAGAGACGCCCGUCCCUCGGGAAUCGGGGACCUCGUUUAUUAUUAGUGUGAUCAUGGACGAUGACGACGACGACGACGACGACGACGACGAUGAUUCUUUCGAUUUUUUUUUUCUUUUUUUUUUUCUUUUUUUUUUCUUUUUACAUUCGGGACCUGAAACAGCCUCCACGUUGUGCACUCGAAUCGUUUCCAUCGAACGUGAAGAGUCGGAGGCGGAAACUAGGAGAAAAAAAAAUGAAGAAGCAAACGAAUCGUUCAUUAGAUUUACGAGUUUAAUCUAAUGGAGGUAUAAUUGCAAUUAUCGGCGUAUAUAAUCGCGCAAGCCUGCUAGCAAUCGUGAAACGUGAAUCUGUUGUGAAUUUAUUUCCUUUAUUUUGUUCUUGUUGAAUAUUCGCCUCCUCCACGAGGGAACGAAUUUCUGUUUUCAAUUUUCAUUAUUUAAGAGCGAGGAUGUGCGUAGCGUGUAAGAAUUGUUGAUAUUUAAAGAUAUUUGAUUAAAAUUUAUUUAUUCUAUGUGGUGCGGUGGUGUUUUAAGGAAUAUAUAUAUAUAUAUAUAUAUAUAUACGAGGCAUCGUAGGAAGCGUAGCUUCGACGAUGAAAAAGAAAAAGAAUUUCGCAGAAGAUCGAUUGCUAUGGGUUUUCCGCAAGUAGCACGCGGUAACGCGUCAUUUUUGUUCUUUUUUUUUUUUUAUUUUUUAGCAAAUUUUUACUUCUUGUUCGUAUUUUCCAGUUUGUUUUCAUUUUUUUCUUUUUUUUUUUUUUUCGUACGGUUAAAUAAGGCCAGCUCAACUAGUCUAGAGCACCAUAUAUGUAUCGUAUAUUGCGAAAAUAUAGAGCCAGUAAAGGGGGAAAAUGAAGUAAAUAUCGUGUUAAGGUAAUUAAACGGUUAAAAAUAAGUAAAAGAGAAUAUCGAACUCCGGUGACGGAGCUUGGGACUUAGCAUGCUCAGUUAAAUAAACUACAAAUCGUGAUCGUUAAACAUUUUUUAAUGCAUUGAGAUAGCGAUUUAUCAGAUUUAUGCACAAAGAAUUUCGCGUUUAGGGACGGACAAUCAUCGACGUUUUCAAUUCUCAGAGAAAACGAGGGAAUUCGAACGCUCUGAAAGCCAGUAUUAUCGUGUGCAUCAAGCAAUACGAUUGUGUAUGCUUAUCCGACCGCAUUGCGAUGCUUUUUCCACGUGUCUUUCUUUCGUUUCAAUCGUGUUAAUGAUUCUUCGAUCGUACCGAUUUAAGCGAAAACGGUACAUCAUUUCGGCCACCGGCGUAUAAACACACACACACACACACAUAUAUAUACACGUCUAUAUACACACACGUACAAGGUGCCAAAGUAGAAGGUGCAAAUUUAUAAGCGCGAAUCGAGACGCCCAAACUAUUAUAUGCUCAAUUAUUAAACGAAGAAAGAGGAAGAAGAGGAAAGAGCAGGUCGAAGAAUUAUUUUUUAAACGCUUUUGCAUCCUUGUCAAAUAUACACCACGUGUCGUGGCGAAAAUGGAAAAAAAAAAACGAAAAUGCUUCGUUUCUGCACAUUUUAUUUUGGCAUCUGUUAAACGAAACGAGAUAACUCAAGGGAUAUAUUUCGGAGACCAACCAAAAAAAAAAAGAAGAACGCAAACUCUGUGCUCGAAGAGAAUAAAAAUCGAGGAGAGAAGAAUUUCUCUUUAAAAAAUGGAAAAAAACGCACGUUCCUCAUGAAUUUGGAAAAAAAUAAGUAAAUAAGUAGAAACGAGAGGAUCGUACAAUUGAUGAUGCACCGAGUCUAAAUGCGUCAAGUAAAUAUAUAAACGAAAAUUAUUGAUGAAAAAUUUUGCAUACACACACACACACAUAUAUAUAUAUAUUAUAUCGAAACAUAUCGUACGAAGGCAUCGACUCUGUGCGUCGUAAGUAAAACCGGUCACGUGAUAUAUUCUCAAACGAAGCUACUUGUGGGAAAAAAUACGCAAAUGGAAAACGUGAUUUUUACAGAGACGCUUUGUUGAUUAUGAUAAAAAUAUCGUAGGAGAAUGGCUACCUUUUUUCUUUUUUCUUUUUUUUCCUACGAAGAGCUACGUUUAGAGAAAGUUUCCCGUGGCCUUCGCCAGACGUAUCGCGCGAGAAUCGGAUAACUCGAAGAGCUUGUAAAUAAUUUAGAAACCUUGAGUAACGCGACGUCUCCCUACGUAUAAGCACACAAUGUGUAGCAUUCCCCAGUUUUCUUCGAACUUCUAUCUCUUUUUCUUUUCGUUUAAUAUAUUUCCACUCUCUCUCUCUUUCUCCUCUCUUUCUCUCUCCUCUCUUUUUCUCUGUCUUUUUCUUUCUCUCUAUCUAUCUAUUUAUCUAUUUAUCUAUCUCUCUAUCUCUCUUUCUCUCUCUCUCUCUUUGCCACUGCGGCAACAACGCGGUUAAAGGUAGACAUACAUAUAACUAUUUCGAAGCUAGUUAAAAGAAAAAGAAAAAAAAAAAAUUAUGGAACAAGAUGCCAGUAUAUGCUAGAGCCAGUUUAUAAUCGUUAAAAGAUGAAGAAAGGAACCUCUAAGUGUUAAGAUUAGUGCGAAGAUUGAUAAAUUAAUACUUGUUACGUGUUGUAUUUUGAUAGGGAAUAGUGCCUUUUAACGUUAAGGAAGAGAAUAUUGCGUUAGGCCUUAAGUAUACUGUUAGUGCCUUAAGUCACGCGAAUCUUCGUGCUUGUACACAUUUCAUAACGCGACCAUUUCGAAUCCUCUUGCGGAGGACCAGUGAGAGAUACACAUACAUAUUAUAAUAUAUCAAGCGUUUCUAUUAUAUUCGAUCGAGAGUUUCUCCCGUUCGAAACGAAUACGAAAAAUUAUUGCCAAUUAUUUCAUCCACAGAUCCUUGCUUUCAUCCCCUUACUCUUUACGCUCGUCUACGCCUCGUCUUCGUCACUUUUACUUUUCGACAUUUUCCGCGACAUUUUCGUAUUCAAAAUUCCGGAUUUUGAAGGCAUCGCUAUAGAAUACGCGAUAAAAAAAGGGGGGCCACGAUACAGCCGUUUGCGGUUACGCGACCAUGCACCUCUCGCGUUCUCUUUUAACCUCUUCUCAAAAAAUCUGAAAAAUCAACCUAUAUAUCGCCCAUGAUUGCUCGUCAAAACGCUCGUCACCGAUCAUCACCAUUUUAUCGCCAUUUUUAUCAGAGAAAAUUUUUUUACAAUCUCGUUGGUGUAUCGUGGCCCGUCUCUACUAAUAUCUAAAUAUAGUACACAGUAGGCCCCGCAGGACCGACCACGCCCCCUACCCCCUCCCCAGGUAUCACCGUAUGAAUAAUUUUCGCGCGAUCGUCAUUGCGAAAUUCAAUCCGAAAAUGAACGAGGUGCCACCCAGGAUGCCACUCCACGUAUCUUGAUGACUGAUACCGUUGUACCUUUCCUGUAAGGGAUUUCUUCAGCGGUGUGCAGCCGUCAGUAAUCUGAGCGGAGAGCGCGCCCGAUGAGAAAUGCAUACUGACGUCAUGCCGACACCCUCUUUGAUCAUUAUCAUUUUUUUUCACCGCGAGCUCGUGCCGGAUCGUACGCUUCUCAACGAGAUACGUUCUACGCUUCAACUUCGUCCCGUUACGGCAUACCAUCUCCGCCUCGAGAACGAUUCAUUUCGGCUAAUUGUCGACACUGGAUGAUAAAACGAUAUUGUUCCCGGUUAACAUUUUGGCCGAGAGGCGUUUCUCUCUCUCUCUCUCUCUCGUUUCAUCCAUCGUACAAGAGGGCACCUCGUCGCCGUUACGAGUCGGAAUUUCGUCUCGGGCAAAUUCGCGUAGGUUUCUUCAUUUUUCUUUCUUUUUCAAGAAGCUCAAUCACAUUCCAAUACGUUUCGAACGCCUCGAGUGAGAGAUUUUUCUCGAGGCUGACGACGAUUAUUCCAAAAAAGAAAACAAAAAAUGAGCGCACACACAUUCCCAAAGGCGCGAAGAAUAGAUAGAGCAAUUGUUUUUUUCUUUUUUUUCGUAUUAAUAAAGAAACCUAUACAAUUUUUCGAAGCGAGGAAAACGCCAUCCGGAAAACCGGGUAAAAAGAAGUUGGACGCGAUCGAUUUUCUAGAAAGGCUCCGCCUAGAGAGAUUAGCAUUUCAAGUGCCUUAAGAGACGUCAACGUGACAGGCUACGAGCUCGAAUCGAAGUGAGUUUUCGCGUUCUUCGUUGACACGCUUGAUGAAAAAUGGCGGUGUUGAAGAGGAAAGGAUGAAGGUCGAUGAAAAAUUCGAUAUUAUUUGUGUCGUUUAACCAACGAAUGAAUUUCAAGAUGAGAAAAAAUUCGUUAAAUUUUCUCUCGAGGAUACGAUUGUUCGAUGUAUAUUAUUCGUCUUUCGACAAAUGUCUUUCAAACAAAAUUUCAACCCCUCCAACGUCGAUCGUUUGACGGGUGUCGACGUACCUGAAUUCGUUGGUUAGAUUUCUUGAUUUCGUCAUGUUCUCUCGUGCGCUUACACGGCUGUCGUGUAAAAAAGAAAUUCCAACGAGGCAUGUAUAUAUUAUUAAUUUAAGAGGUGCUCUUAACGAGCGUGUUCGGGUGAUGUUCGUAAUGGCUGCGCAACGGAGAGAUCCGACUGUGCGAGCCAUAUAUUCGAAAACGUGUCUGGUGAAAAAGGGGAGGGAAAGGGGGAAAUAGAAGAGAAAGAAAAGAAAGAAAUAUAAAAUCACGAUGUAUCGAGGUUUUCGAAACGACAUAGCUGACAGGUCAGUCCGUCAAACUAGCGAUGAUUUUCCAUUCUUCGCUUCUUCAAGGGCCAGUAAAACGAUACUACGCACACACGCAUACAUACAUCAUCAUACGAUCACUAACACGCGUACCUUAUCAACCAACCAACACGUAUAAAUUGCAUUCUUAAUCUGCGAUCAUGCGCGGUGCUCAAUCUUUCUUGGUGCUUUCGUACGUUGAAUUUGACGUGCGUAUAUUAUACAUCAACGUGGACAAUACGAGGUCGAUUCUUAAAGAUCCAUUACGCGAGAGCGUAAAAGGUAGGCAAGAGGUAGGUGUGCGCACGUGUUUGCGUCUAGGAGAUGUCGAGCCACAUCAGAAACGAAAAGCAAUACCGAGUAAUAUAUUUACUACGCGUAGAGUUAAGAUUAUAUUCCAUUACUUUUUCUUUUUUCUUUUCUUUUCUUUUUUUUUUUCUUUUUCUUCUCUCUCCGAACGCGAACUCACUUUCGAACUCAGGAAGAAUGGCUGCUGUCUUGAGGAACACAGCCUGAUUGGCCGAUUCUUUUAUUUCCACUUACGAAAAAAAUUAUGUGAUCCAGCGGUUUGAUCUCCAGCGAUCAAAGAAUUACUGAAAGAAUCGAAAGAAAAAAAAGAAAGAAAAAAAGAAAGAAAGAAAGAAAAAACAGGCCGGUGAUUAUCGACUCGGAAUACGAAAAUUCUCGCGUACGCGUUGAAGAUGAAGAGCAAGAGAAAAGAAAAAAAAACGGAACUACUAGGUCGUAAGAGAUAUUAGAUACUAGCCGAAUAACUACAUAAUACUACAUUGUACAUAGCACGUAAAAUUAUCCGUUGAUCAUCACCGACAGAAAAGAAGAAAAAGAAGAAGAAGAAGAAGAAGAAAGAAGCAACGGAUCAUCGUAGCAUAAUUUCUCUCGCAAUAAUGUAAUCAAUGGGGGCCAGUAAUUCUCUCUCUCUCGGAUCUCGCACGGUGUUACACACUGCGAGGCGCGUGGCGUGCCCUUUAUCUCGUCGAAUUUUUGGCGCAGUCGCGUAUAUGUUCGAAUACGACACACACAUAAAAAAAAAAAAAAAAAAAGAAAGAAAAAACGCUGUAAAAACAAACGUUCGAAAACGUUUCUCCGUUCACGGGGAAGAACGAUCGAGCUUGGCGCGGAAACACACGCAUUCAGGUUCCUAGGACAGGUGUACUAUACGCACGAUCGUAUCGAAUGGGAACAUCGAAAUACGUCGAAAUUGGGACGUUGAUGGACGUGGUUCCGUUUGGACGAUCGGCGCCGUACGCAAGCGAAACGAUCGACUGUCGUCGAAGUUCAGAAGGUUUAAGGGACGGUUGUUUUUUUUUUUCCUCUCUCUUCUUUAACAGUCGCGCGCCACCAACUAUUAUUUUGUAAGGAUUGUUAAGUGUAUACCUAUGUCGCGUAGGGUUGCGUAGGAUCGAUAAUAUAUAAUAUAUAUAUUAUACUACGAAUCACACUGUAUAAACGAAGGCAUUACUAUAACUUUGUACUUUCUAAUUAUACAUUAACCGCGUCGCUUGGGGGACGCGGUUCGCUAUUCGUACCGCGCACGUCGGCAGGGGAGGUUCGUUAGUGCAUUAAAAGAAAAAAAAAUAUAUAUAUAUAUAUUAUAUAUAUAUAUAAAUAAAAAAAUCUAUAUAUAUAUACAUAUAUAGAUGAAUAUAGAUAUAUAUUGUAAAUGUGGUUGUAAUCUUAUUACUGUUAUAUCGAUAUAUCGAUGUCCUUGAUUUGGAUAAUUUAUUUAUUGCGAUGUGAAUCGAAACGAAGAGCGUGUAAUUAUUGUAUACCGCGGAGAAGAGAAAAUGAAAAAUGAGGAUACAUGAUUAUUGAAUUAAAAUAGGGAAAUAUUAUUAAUAAUACGCACGAAAUUAUAUAUUUAUAUAUAACGUUAUCGACGCGAGGGCGCGCGUAUCAAAGACGCGGGUCCGCUCGCGUGAAAGUCCUAAAAAAAUAAAAUAAAAAAAAAAAUGCGAAAUCACGUUCGAAAUACGAACGAUACGGUUGAGCGGUUAUUUAAAUAACUAUCGUACUUUGCGAUUCCUACUGUGGAAGUAAAAAAAAAAAGGAAAAAAAAAAGAAAAAAAAGGGGAAAAAAAUGAAUAAAAGGUAAAAAAAAAAAUAGAGAUUGUUGUAUCGUAAAAGGGCGAACAGUGGCCCUCGUACGUGUCGGUUUAAUAAAUUAUAUAUCGUCGACUCGCGAGCACGCACAGAAGGUGUCACGUGCGUCCUCUGCGGUACAAUAUCGCGCCUGUCGAUAAUUUUAUUAUCGAAAUGAUGGUUACAUAUUUUAGAUAAUCCUAUUAUCAUUAUCAUUAUUACGAUUCUUAUUAUAAUUGCUACUAUUACUAUUAUUAUUGUAUUUGGCAGGGUUACGACAUUAAAAUCGUAAAAAAAAAAGAAAA
Messenger RNA from Apis cerana (Asiatic honeybee), 12007 nucleotides. RefSeq names its product Krueppel-like factor 3. The record is from RefSeq and is a predicted model, not a curated record. Lineage: Eukaryota; Metazoa; Arthropoda; Insecta; Hymenoptera; Apidae. Gene Ontology annotation, molecular function: RNA polymerase II cis-regulatory region sequence-specific DNA binding; DNA-binding transcription factor activity, RNA polymerase II-specific. Gene Ontology annotation, biological process: regulation of transcription by RNA polymerase II.